Gambusia affinis (western mosquitofish) is the source of this 1367-nucleotide messenger RNA. It is a transcript of the gene med6, whose product is annotated as mediator complex subunit 6. Lineage: Eukaryota; Metazoa; Chordata; Actinopteri; Cyprinodontiformes; Poeciliidae. Gene Ontology annotation, biological process: regulation of transcription by RNA polymerase II. Gene Ontology annotation, cellular component: core mediator complex; mediator complex. Bases 85 to 825 code for a protein of 246 amino acids. The record is from RefSeq and is a predicted model, not a curated record. Gene Ontology annotation, molecular function: transcription coactivator activity. The transcript has 8 exons.
UCGAUUUCCAAUGGGUUGCGUCAUUAAGCUGCGACACGACGGACAGCAAAGACGCAAUUUUUAAGAGACAAUUUGUUUACUGUCAUGGCGUCGGUUGAUUUCCGAGACAACCUCCUGGGCAUAUCGUGGGUGGACAGCGGCUGGGUGCCGAUUCUCAAUCCUGGGAAUGUUCUGGACUACUUCUCCGAGAGGAGCAACCCGUUCUAUGACCGAACCUGCAACAACGAGAUUGUGAAGAUGCAGCGGCUCACUCUGGAGCACCUCAAUCAGAUGGUGGGAGUGGAGUACAUUCUUCUUCACGCUCAGGAACCAAUUCUCUACAUCAUCCGUAAGCAGCAGCGGCAGUCUCCAACACAAGUGAUUCCUUUGGCUGACUACUACAUCAUAGCGGGAGUGGUGUACCAGGCCCCAGACCUGGGGACGGUUAUCAGCUCCAGAGUGCUUUCUGCAGUCCAUGGAAUCCAGUCGGCUUUCGACGAGGCCAUGUCGUACUGCCGCUAUCACCCCUCCAAAGGAUACUGGUGGCUCUUCAAGGAUCAGGAGGAGAGAGAGAAAACAAAGCCUAAAUCCAAGAAGAAAGAGGAGCCGAGUUCUCUGUUUCAGAGGCAUCGCGUUGACACACUCCUUCUGGACCUCAGAUCAAAGUUUCCACCAACUUUUUACCAGCCUAAGCCUGGCGACAAACCAAUUCCAGUUGAGGUAAAGAAGGAGCCUGAACCUCCCACAGAAGCUGUGAAACAAGAGGAGCGGGAACCGGCCACCAAGUCGUCAGCGCCGGCUCCGCCGAGCAAACCUCCGCCUGAGAAGAGGGCGAGGCUGCAGUAACGGGAAAAUGGAGCAACAUUAUGUUCCACUUCUUUAGAUGAGAGGACAGCUGCCCUCUGGGAGUCGUUGUGCUUUGCCCCCUCCCCCCUCCAAAAAAUGCAAUCUUGCCUAAAAUGAAUAUAUAUAUAUAUAUAUAUAUAUAUAUAUAUAUAUAUAUAUAUAUACAUUUUUUUUUGCUGAACUGACACAAAAGGACAGCCAUCUCUUUUUGUAGACUUAGAGGAGGAGCUUAGAGCUGAAUGCGUUUCAGGGCAGCUGGACUGAAAACAUGGCCCGGGUUACGUCUGUAGGAUCUCUAAAGUGGAUUUUAUUUUUUGUUUGACGAUACGCAGAGAUCAGCAUUAGUGCCAGCUGACUUUUUAAUGUGGGCACACUUUGUUGUUGUUGUAUUGAUUUCAAAGGACGGUUUCAAAGCCUGCUUUCAAGAGAUUUUGACAGUGAAGCAAAAACCAAGGUGCUCACUUCCAUCUGUUUCUAAAAAAAAAAAUUUUUAAAAACACCACACUUACUUUAUUUUGUAAUAAAAUUAUUGAGUUAAUGUA